AUGAGCCGCCGCGUCGUGACGUCACCACGCACCGCCUGGCGCGAGGCCAGUUGCUCCCUCACUGUCAGUCGGCGCGUUUGUUUUUAAUUGAUAUUGAGCGCAAAUAUAAAUGAGAAUUGUGAAACACAGAACGGAGUUAGUGGUCAAGGUAAUCGCCCGCGUUUCGCCAAGGGCACAAUACUCGCGCGAGUCGGUCGCUCUGUAAAAGCGCCUUGCUGGGAGUGUAUUUGCCUCUUGUCUUCGUGUGGCGUUGCAACAGAGGUGUGCGGGCGGUGCGGCGACGCGCGAUGGAGGCCGUGCGCAAGGAAGGAACUCCACGGUCCACGCUGCCCAAGGCCACAGCUCCUACCAGCUCUGCUUCUGAGCAAGAUUCUGGAUUCUCUGACACGAGCUCGGAGCAUCACAGCCUGGUGGAGGGCAGAGAUGGAGGAGGCGUCCGCCGGCAAGGCUUGGGCAGCGGCGACGGGGCUUGUGGUGGCGUGGGAGCCAAACCCCAGGCGGUCGCGCAGUCCACCAGCACCUUCGCUCAACCUGGCCUGCACUCCUUCUACAUCCUCAAGAACGUCUUCAUCAACCAGCCCUUGUGCAUGACCUCUGACCCCCAAGUGAUGCACGCACAGCUGAAAGCCUGGAGUGGCGAUCACUCUCAGAUCCUUCUGGUCCCAGGGCCGCCGCUGGCCACACCUCAUGAGCAGCAGCCGCUGCCACCCUCGCCCUCCUCCCAACCGAAGCCAUGCGCCUACCAGCCGCAGGCCAAGACGAGCGGCUACCUGCCCAUCUUCAACUCGUACCAGCGCAUUGCGCCGAGACCCGGCAAGGCGGAGGGCGCCGCUCCCGAGUCAGUAGUGCCACCGUCUCCGCUAUCGCCGCUGCUACCGUCGGGGUCGCCUCCUCCUCCUCCUCCUCAGAGUCGUGUGGACGGGGGGCCGUGGAGCGGCAAGCGCCCGCAGUUCGCGAACGGUGAGGGAGCCCGAGCUUUUGUCGCGUCAGUAGCUGGUGCUGCAAGCCCGAUGCCACCGCAGCAGCAGCAGCAGCGGAGCAAAAAAAAAGGAAGCGUUGUGACGAUGCGUGAUACGCAGCUCACGCCUCGGAGUAAGCACCAGCAUGCAGCGCAGCAGGAGCAGCAUCAGAGGCAUCGGCAGAAGCACAGCCGCAGCCGCCAUCGCCACAGGCACAUGAAGAAGGUGUCACACAGGGACCGCACGCCGCUGAGUCAGCAGUUUACCACACUUGUAUCGCUCCUCAAUUCAGCGGGGCCAUCCAUCCCGAUUGCUCCACUUGCAGAGCCUCAGGGGGCAGCGCUUGGCACGGCCGGAGCUGCGGGAGUUGCGGGAGCGCCAGAGGAGGUGGCGGUGGCGGUGGCGGCAACGGCGGUGUCGGCAGCGACGCCCCCGCCCAGUGCGGCGUUUCCUCCCCGCUCACCCGCGGUGUCGCCCCCGUGCUCGCCGGCCCCGUGCAAGCUAGUGGCGGACGCCCCGCUGCUUCCAGCAGCGAUGGUUCCACUCAUCGCACCCUGUGUGCCGGUUCCGGUGCUCUGCGAGGAUGAGCUUCAGACGAUGGACUUCCUCGAUGAGGUGCUGCCCCUCGGGCCUGAGGGCAUGGGGGCAGCAGCAGCAGCAGGCGGCCACGCGCACGGAGGGGAGGAGCAGAGUCGAGGGAGGAACGGAUCGGGGGAUGCCGACCAGGGCGGCGGCGGCGGCAGCAGCGACGGCUUCUCCGCCGGAGGCCACGAGCAGCGCUUCCACAACACGGUGUCCAUUCUGAGCCGCUCGGGGCUCCUCGACAUCACGAUGCGCACCAAGGACCUGCUGCAGCGCAACGGGCAGGCGCAGCGCGAGCUCGAGCACCUGCGUCAGCUGGCGCGCCUCUUCUGCAGGGCGGCCCGCUCGCCCGAGCCCUCCGCCUGGGACAGCCUGCAGGAGGCGAUGGGCGCGCUCGGCGGCAGCGCCGAACCGGCCGCCGCCUCCGCCUCGUCGUCGUUGUCUUCAUCUUCCUCGUCGUCGUUGUCGUCCAUCGCGGAGAUCGGAGGGCCCGGCUCGCAGGACACUGGACUUGUGGGAUGUGAUGACGGCGGUGGCGGCGGUGGUAAUGUUGGAGAGGCCUGCUUGCCGUGGGCUGCAUUGACGGAUGCGUCGUGCCAAGGCAGCAUCGGUGUUGUCACUUCCUGGGCAGCGUGAUCGCCUUCUGUCUCGCUCGCACCGGCUGAUGUGGGGUUGGCAGACAAUGCACAGCACUUGUACGGCUCUCGAAAAAAAUGUCCCGUCCCGUUUGACAUUGAUAAGAGGAAUUUGGGUAGGACGGGAGGCAUGUUUCUGCAAUGACUGUGAAAAGAGCACUAUUGUACAAGCACAAGCAACCUGAUUAAAAUGUAGCCCAGGAGUUUAGUUGAAGGCAGAGGGGACCCGGUCAUGUAACGUACAACAAGGUAGGUGCUCACGGAUGUGCUGAUUGACGGGAUUCAGCUGAUUGAACAAGGUGCGAGGUGCACAUUUAAGACGUGCAAUACAUUGUCUUAAAUUAACAUUCUCUUAAUGUGUCUGUGUGAUGUUAGAUUUGUUGUGAAGGGUGUAUUUGUCCUCGAGUUUUAUGUUUGUCUUUCUGAGCCAGAUUUUGGGCCGUACUUGAAAGAGAGCCUCUUUGUUGUUAUUAUUAUUACACGUUAUUUAUUCCCCCCUCGAAGCCCCUCGUCUUUGUAUUAUUUUUUAUUUGGUCACUGGCGCAUUCGAACAAAAGAUGAAUAGCCGUCAAGGGAGCGUGGUAGAGCUCACGUGUGGAAUCGCUCGAAGAAGCCGGAAAAGAAACGCAUGGUUUGGAGAACAAACAAGAGCCUGGGACGUUGCUCCUCCUCCGGCUUUGAGAAAAGUGCUUUGAGCAGCAGCACUCAUCCACUGGAAGAGAUGGCAAAUAAUGAAUAGAACUAGUGACAAAGCACUGAACCAAGGGGGCAGAUGGAGCAAGAUGUGGAUGCGGAACGAUUGUUGAUUCAAAGCUGUAAAGUUGAUUUAUCACAGUGAAAAACUGAGAAAAUUACUAACGAGUUAAAAUAACAAAGAUGAAAUUAGUAAAACAAUUCCACGUGGAGGCAUGCACCGUUGUUUUACAAUGCUCCAUGUGCUGAGAUAUGUGCAAUGGCGAAACGAUGUUAAUCUUGCAAAUCAGAUGUUAAUCACGUAACCCUAUUAACGGACAUUGCCGAAGUUAUUUUAAAUGCUCACUCGCACGCACAAACACAAAAAUAACUAACACGUUAACAUGGCCUCAUUGGUUUUUUCACUUUUAAGUCCUACCUUUUGCCUAAUGUCAACAUCUCCCUGCUAUUUAACACAUUUACAGCACUUUGUUCUGUGACAUUGACACGUUUGAUCAUGGGUUUGCCAUUCAAAUGAACCACGAUUGCACUCACAUGCCGAUACCUUCCUUGUAAAUGUGCUUUCUCGGGCAAAGCCGUUUUGUCUCCCCGACACGUGGUGGGCGUGUGACGGUGAGCUGCGAGGAGACGCUCGAGAGUGGCCGCCUGCCGUCGCAAGUAAAAGCGCAAUCGAGUAUCAGUAUCCUGCACGUACGUUGCUUGUAUGUGACGCCAGAAAAGUAUUAUGAAAAAUGUCCAGAGAGACGAUAUAUUGAUGCUACAUGAACCCAAAUGAUAUCGUAACAAAAUGUCGAAGUUGACUUACCUUCGCAGAGAUUGUGUAUUUAUGUGUACGUCUGUCGUGUGUAUUGCUUCGGCUGGAUGUAUUCCCCGUUUCCAAGUUUACUCCGGUCAAAUACAUCUUCCCGUGUUAAGUUUGUGUCGAACAUAAAAGUUGAAUGUCGUAUUAAAG
This is a messenger RNA of Lethenteron reissneri (Far Eastern brook lamprey), 3821 nucleotides long. It is a transcript of the gene CIPC, whose product is annotated as CLOCK interacting pacemaker. Gene Ontology annotation, biological process: negative regulation of DNA-templated transcription; negative regulation of circadian rhythm. Gene Ontology annotation, cellular component: nucleus. The record is from RefSeq and is a predicted model, not a curated record. Lineage: Eukaryota; Metazoa; Chordata; Hyperoartia; Petromyzontiformes; Petromyzontidae.